Messenger RNA from Bombus pascuorum, 7876 nucleotides. RefSeq lists its product as uncharacterized. The transcript has 33 exons. The coding region runs from base 678 to 6875 and encodes 2065 amino acids. The record is from RefSeq and is a predicted model, not a curated record. Lineage: Eukaryota; Metazoa; Arthropoda; Insecta; Hymenoptera; Apidae. Gene Ontology annotation, molecular function: iron-sulfur cluster binding; FMN binding; iron ion binding.
GAGAGCGCAUACACGUGUUACAAUUUAACUGACAUUGACUGGAAAUUUUCCGAGAGAGGCAGCAUAGUCGCGUCAGGUGGAAGGAAAUAUUUCCUCUUUGAUCCGUAGGAUAUCGUCAGGUGUCUUAAACUAAAUUUGGACAAAUCGUGUUAGUCGAUUCGAUAUAUUAUAAUCAUAAGUAAGUGAUUAUUACGCUUACGCUUUAGCCGAAUUCGUGAUACAAUAGUGAAUUCUUUAAAAGAAUAACAAAAAUUCAUUCAGCCUCGAGUAUUUUUUUUACGUAGAGACAUUUAUUAUUGCGGACACUUUGAAGACAUCAGUGAAAAAUUGUUUUAAUGAACAUACUUGAAAGAAAAUAUUGGCCGAUUUACGUCUGUUCAUGUUCAUGUAUGUUAUAUGUAUGAGAAUUGGUUCAGAAACGGAAGAAACAGUUAUUAAGUAGAAGAAAGGAGGAUAGAAGCAGAAGUUGGAACAUUGAAUACAGCAACAUAAUUUCUAAUUUUUGCAAACUAACCAGUACGGAUUAAGCACAUGCGUGUUAUUUGUCAUUGAAACGGCUCAACAUACAGUUUCUCUAGACACAAUACGAUUACACUUUCUUCUACUUGGUGUUUUUCGUUGGGAGUGAAAUUCUUAAGAUUUACUUUAAAAUCAGUGGAAACUUUUAAAUAGAAACCAUGCACGGGGCCGAAUCCUGGUCUUUUCCUCCGAAGCAGGCUCUCUACGAUCCAACACUUGAAAGGGAUGCUUGCGGUGUUGGAUUCAUUGUUGCAAUAAAUGGGAAAAAGUCGCACAAAAUCGUUCGCGAUGCAGAAAUUCUCUCGGCACGUAUGAACCACCGUGGUGCUUGCGCUUGCGAUAACGAUACCGGUGACGGGGCCGGUGUUCUUUGUGCAAUUCCACACGAGUAUUACGCCGAUGAAUUGCGCGAACGACAAAAUGUCGAAUUACCUCAAUUCGGUCGUUAUGCCACCGGUAUUCUAUUUCUUGAUCAAAAUUCUCAUCAAGAAGCUGAGGCUGUUUUUGAAAAGUUAGUUGAAGAGUGCAAUUUAAGGCUAAUUUGUUGGCGAGAUGUUCCAACAGAUAACACGAAAAUUGGUCAAGUGGCACGAAAAUGCGAACCUUACAUGCGUCAAGUCUUUGUCACUGGUGAUCAAGACGAUAUUAAUCUUGAACGGCAAGUUUUUAUUUUGAGAAAAAGAUCGUCUCAUUCCAUACCACGACCAGGAAUUAGGUACUAUAUAUGCUCACUUUCUGUACGAACGGUUGUUUAUAAAGGACAAUUGACGGCGGACCAGUUGUGGCUCUAUUUUCUAGAUUUGAAGUCUCCAAAAUUUGAAACCUAUCUGGCAUUAGUUCACACAAGAUUUUCAACAAAUACAUUUCCUAGCUGGGAAAGGGCGCAUCCUCUUCGAUUGUUGGCGCAUAAUGGUGAAAUCAACACUUUAAGAGGAAACGUAAAUUUAAUGAAGGCACGAGAAGGAGUGAUGAGUAGCAAGGUUUAUGGGGAAAAAUUGAAACAACUUUAUCCAGUGGUAGAACCGAACCUCUCGGAUUCAGGGGCCGUUGAUUGUGUUUUGGAAUUUCUAGUAAUGGUAGGACAGCGGUCUUUGCCAGAGGCAGUAAUGACAAUGGUACCAGAAGCAUGGCAAAACGAUUUAACGAUGGCAUCUGAGAAGCGCGAUUUUUACCAUUGGGCUGCUUGUGCGAUGGAACCUUGGGAUGGCCCAGCUCUUUUAACCUUUACAGAUGGACGCUACGUUGGUGCUAUCUUAGACAGAAACGGCCUGCGCCCAUCGCGCUUCUACGUUACUAAGGAUAACAUGAUGGUGAUGGCAUCUGAAGUGGGUGUCUAUGACACUCCGUCCAACAAUGUAGUCUUAAAGAGCCGUUUGAAACCCGGCAGAAUGCUACUGGUUGAUACGCAUGAGAAAAGGAUCAUAGAAGAUGUUGAACUGAAGUUGCACAUUGCUAGAAGUAGACCACAUUCCAAGUGGCUAAAAGAUCAGAUUACAAUGGAAGAGUUACGUGCUGCUGAUGCUGAUUAUAAAAAGAAACUAAGCACUGUUGAAAAUGGUUCGAUCGUGGACGAAGAAGUAGCUAAAAGAAAAGCCAUGAAUGAUGCAAAUCCAAUAUCUACUGUAAAUCGAGUUUGGGGAGGCGAUAAAAGAUUAUCCCUCUAUGGAUACACCCUUGAAACCAUUAAUUUGCUUCUUCUGCCAAUGAUGCAGUCUAAGAAAGAAGCACUGGGUUCUAUGGGUAAUGAUGCGCCAUUAGCUUGUCUUUCUCAAUUUCAACCCCUUAUCUACGACUAUUUUAAGCAACUGUUUGCUCAGGUGACAAAUCCUCCGAUAGACCCUUUCAGAGAAAAAAUCGUAAUGUCAAUGCUUUGUCCUAUUGGACCAGAAAGUAAUAUGCUUGAGCCAAACGAACUGCAAGUACAUAGAUUAUUUUUACGACAACCAAUACUUUCCUUGGAUGAUCUCGAGAUAAUCAAAAGAACGAAUUAUCGUGGUUGGAAAACUAAAAUUAUCGAUGCGACAUAUCCUGUGCAAGAUGGUCCACCUGGAUUAGUGAAUACACUAAAUCGUGUUAAUCAGGAGGCUAAUCAAGCUGCGAAAGAAGGUUAUCAAUUUAUCGUUCUAUCCGAUCGGCUGGGUAGCUCGGAAAGAGUGCCUGUAAGCAGCCUGUUAGUCCUGGGCGCAGUGCAUCACAAUCUAAUCGAAGAACGACAACGUAUGAAAGUUGGUCUCAUUGUAGAAACUGCUGAAGCUAGAGAAAUACAUCAUAUAUGUCUGCUACUUGGCUAUGGAGCGGACGCCAUUUGUCCGUACUUAGUAUUUGAAAUGGCAAGAAAUCUUCGUAUGGAUGGCGUACUUGAUUCGUCAUUAACCGAUAAUGCUUUAUGUGCGAACUAUGCGGAAGCAAUGGAUAGAGGAAUAGCUAAAGUAAUGGCAAAAAUGGGAAUCUCUACGUUGCAAUCGUAUAAAGGAGCUCAAAUAUUCGAAGCAGUCGGUUUGUCAGAUGAAGUCAUCAAUAAAUGCUUUAAGGGUACACAAUCUCGUAUUGGUGGAGUUACUUUUGAUAUUUUGGCAAAAGAAGCAUUUGAAAGACAUCAAAUUACUUAUUGCACAAAACCUAUGGAUAUGCUUGUUAUUCGCAAUCCAGGAGUUUAUCAUUGGCGAUCUGGUGGAGAAAAACACAUAAACGAUCCUGAUAGUAUUGCUAACUUGCAGGAUUAUGUAAAUUCUAAGAACUGGAACUCUUAUGAGAAAUAUCGAAAAACUACAAUGGAAAUGAUAAGGGCAUGCACCUUACGUGGUCAAUUGGAAUUAAUACAAAAAUCAGAAAAAUCCAUACCCAUUGAAGAAGUUGAACCAGCAUCUGAGAUUGUGAAACGGUUUGCAACCGGAGCUAUGAGUUUUGGAAGUAUUUCUAUAGAAGCACAUACAACAUUAGCGAUUGCGAUGAAUCGUAUUGGCGGUAAAUCGAAUACAGGCGAAGGUGGUGAAAAUGCUGACAGGUAUCUGAAUCAGGACCCAGAGUUUAACAAACGAUCAUCCAUUAAGCAAGUUGCCAGCGGUCGUUUUGGUGUCACUUCAAGUUAUUUAGCAAAUGCUGAUGAUCUUCAAAUCAAGAUGUCACAAGGUGCGAAGCCAGGAGAAGGCGGCGAGUUGCCUGGUUAUAAGGUUACUGCUGAGAUUGCUGCAACUAGACAUUCUGUACCUGGUGUAGGUCUAAUUUCACCACCACCGCAUCACGACAUUUAUUCGAUCGAAGAUCUUGCGGAAUUAAUUUAUGAUUUGAAAUGUGCAAAUCCAAAUGCUCGUAUUUCUGUCAAAUUAGUGUCGGAAGUAGGAGUAGGCGUAGUUGCAUCAGGUGUUGCAAAGGGGAAAGCAGAACAUAUCGUAAUAUCUGGCCAUGAUGGUGGAACUGGUGCUAGUACUUGGACAGGAAUAAAAUCCGCUGGAUUACCUUGGGAAUUAGGAGUUGCGGAGACCCAUCAAAUUUUAACCUUAAAUAAUCUUCGAUCACGUGUCAUUGUACAAGCAGAUGGACAAAUGCGUACAGGAUUCGACGUAGUGGUUGCGGCUCUUUUAGGUGCCGACGAAUUUGGCUUUAGUACUGCGCCAUUAAUUUCCAUGGGUUGUACUAUGAUGAGAAAAUGUCAUUUAAACACAUGUCCCGUGGGUGUUGCAACACAAGAUCCAAAACUUCGAAAAAAAUUUGAAGGAAAGCCGGAACAUGUUAUUAAUUUUUUCUUCGCAUUGGCAGAAGAGGUACGUUCUCACAUGGCCAGCCUUGGAUUACGUAAAUUUCAAGAUCUAAUAGGUCGUACUGAUUUGUUGAAAGUUCGCGAAGAUAUCUCAGUAGAGAAGGCUAAAACAUUAAAGCUCGAUAAUAUUUUGCGUAAUGCACUUGAACUCCGUCCCGGAGUAAAUAUUCAGGGAGGAUCGAUGAAACAGGACUUUCAACUAGAAAACAGAUUGGACAAUCAUGUCAUUGAAUUAGCCAUGGAUUUAUUGAAAGGAAAACAGAAACGUGUUGAUAUUGAAUUAAAUAUUAAUAAUGAAUGUAGAGCAUUUGCGGCAACAUUAAGCUACCAUAUUUCAAAAUUAUAUGGCGAAGUUGGUUUACCUGAAGGUAGUAUCAACAUAAAAAUGAAAGGUUCUGCAGGUCAGAGCUUCUGUGCUUUCAUGACCAAAGGCGUUCAUGUUACUCUCGAGGGAGAUGCCAACGAUUAUGUUGGCAAAGGUUUAUGUGGAGGAGAAAUCGUUAUAUAUCCACCAAAAGAUUCUACUUUCAAGUCCGAAAAUAACGUAAUCGUUGGUAAUGUUUGUCUUUAUGGUGCAACUUCUGGCAAAGCAUAUUUUCGAGGAAUUGCUGCUGAAAGAUUUAGCGUUCGUAACAGUGGCGCCAUAGUAGUAGUCGAAGGUGUCGGUGAUCAUGGGUGCGAAUAUAUGACUGGUGGCUGUGCAGUUAUUCUGGGUCUUACUGGUCGAAAUUUCGCAGCUGGAAUGUCCGGUGGGAUAGCCUAUGUCUUAGAUGUAGACGGAUCAUUCAAGAGUAAAUGUAAUCCUGAAAUGGUAGAAUUGCUUCCCUUAAGUAAGCAAGAAGAUAUUGCAUAUGUGAAACAACUUUUAGAAGAAUUUGUUGAGAAAACUGGUUCUUUAAUAGCUGAAGAUCUUUUGAUGUUGUGGCCUGAACCAACUACACGGUUCGUUAAGGUAUUUCCGUAUGAGUAUCAGCGGGCGUUAAAGCAAGUCGAAGAAGCCAAACAAGCACAAUCAAUACCGAAUGGAAAUUCUCAGACGGAAAACACCCAGAUCAAAGAUAUUGAAGAUGCUAUUGUAGAUACUGAUAUGGAGCAGCAAAAAUUGGAUAAGAUAAGAGGAUUUAUUAAAUAUAGAAGACAAAUGGGAAUUUAUCGGCCAGUUGAAAACCGAAUUACCGAUUGGAAUGAAAUUUAUAACUUUCAAAAAGUUCGUAAAGGAUUACGCGUGCAGGCAGCAAGAUGUAUGGAAUGCGGUGUACCAUUUUGUCAAAGUAGUCAUGGUUGCCCUCUAGGAAAUAUCAUUCCUAAAUGGAAUGAUCUUGUCUUCCAAUCGAAUUGGAAAGAAGCUUUAAAUCAAUUGUUACAAACUAAUAAUUUCCCAGAAUUCACUGGAAGAGUUUGUCCAGCUCCUUGUGAAGGUGCCUGUGUUUUGGGUAUAUCUGAACCAGCAGUUACAAUAAAGAACAUUGAAUGUGCGAUAAUUGAUCACGCAUUUGAACAAGGUUGGAUAGUGCCGCAUCCACCAACAACUAGAACCGGUCGACGAGUAGCAGUAGUUGGCUCAGGUCCGGCUGGUUUGGCGGCAGCUCAUCAAUUAAAUAAGGCAGGCCAUUUGGUGACUGUUUAUGAAAGAAAUGACCGAAUUGGAGGUCUACUGCAAUAUGGUAUUCCGACUAUGAAGUUAUCGAAACAAGUUGUUCAAAGAAGGGUUUCUCUUCUUGCGGCGGAGGGUAUUACAUUUAAGACUGGCGUCGAUGUAGGAAAACAUAUUUCUGCUAAUGAAUUACGGGAACAAUAUGACGCAAUGUUAAUAUGUACUGGCGCAACUUGGCCAAGAGACUUACAAAUACCAGGUCGACACCUUGAAGGAAUUCAUUUUGCUGUAAGCUUUUUGGAAAAUUGGCAAAAGAAUCAAAUGGGGAAUAACGCUCCACUAGAUAUGCGUUUAAUAGCUAAAGAUAAGGAUGUUAUUAUAAUAGGUGGUGGCGAUACUGGUUGUGAUUGUAUAGCUACAUCUUUGCGACAGGGUGCCAAAACAAUUACAACUUUUGAAAUUUUACCUGAACCACCAAACGAAAGAGCGCACGAUAAUCCUUGGCCUCAAUUUCCACGUGUAUUUAAAGUGGAUUAUGGUCAUGAGGAAGUUUCCUUGAAGUUUGGCCGAGAUCCCCGUCAAUUUAGUACACUGAGUAAAGAGUUUUUAGACGAUGGAAACGGCCACGUAAGUGGUAUUAAAACCGUGUCAGUAUCGUGGACAAUGGAAAAUGGACGUUGGAAAAUGGAAGAGGUUCCUGGGACAGAAAAAAUAUACAAAUGUGACCUAGUUUUACUCGCUAUGGGUUUCUUAGGUCCAGAAAAAUAUAUUGCAACAGAAUUAAAUACAAAAAUGGAUGAAAGAGGUAAUUUCAAAACACCAGUUGGAAAUUACAAGACAAGUUUAGAUGGAAUAUACGCAGCAGGAGAUUGUCGGCGUGGACAAUCCCUGGUAGUUUGGGCAAUCACAGAAGGUAGGCAAGCUGCAAGAGAAAUAGAUCUGGCCUUAAUGGGGGAAACUGGUCUUCCUGUAUCCGGUGGUGUUAUAACUGGCGUUAUGGCUUAAGAUGCAUACGUUCUAAGUGUAGUCGAUCAGAAUUCGGCUAUUUCUUUCUACCCCUCUCGUUCCUACCGCGUUUUUCUUCUCUUUUUUAAACUUUUUCAGUGAUUAAACCGUGCAAAGUAUGCGAUCAGUGUACCGGUAGGAGAAUAAGUAACAUGUAAUGAGCAAGGAAGACAUGCGGUCAAUGCGUGAACAAGGAAAUCAGUAUUAUUUUAUCGUGAGUGUAUAUCGUGAAAGUAUUCGCGAUAUCGAAAAGGUCUUAUCGUCAUUUGUGUUCAUUCACGCAGAAGCUCGAAUGUAAGAAUUACAGUAGGAAAAUGACAGCUGCAGUAUGAGAAAUUUGCAUUUUUGUUUCGAGUUGUCAUCUCGUAAAAUAUUUGUUAAUUUCUUAAAAAAAAAAAAAAAAAAAGAAAAUGGUAUAACUAAGUAAUAGUACUGUAAGUUGAGUUGACUCGAAGAAAUAAUCGUAGAUACAUUGUCGAAUCUACCUCGUAUCUUCUUUUAUUUUUUGCUUGUUUCGUGAGGUAACUUGAAUUAUUCUAUGUGAUUAAACUGAUUUAUAUAAAAGGUCAUAUAAUGCGAUCAAUACAAAUUAAAAAAAAUAAAUGUUUGUUAAAUAUUUCUGUUAUAAUAAAAAUCAAAAUAGAAAAUAUAAAUUGCAUUUCGAGGCUCAUGUUGAAUAAUGUAAAAGUAAUGUUUCGUAUUUAACCUCGUAAUUUUCUUUUUUCGACCUAUGCUUCGUACAUUGUAACAUAUAUACAUGCAUGUAGGUAUGUAUAUAUAUGUAUCGUUUCUGAGUUUAGGAUAUUUAUUUAUAAAAAAAAAAAAACACGAACGAUGAUGAUACACAUGUAAUUUCCUUGAUUGUAAAGAAAUUCCCUGCGCCAACAAAUUUUAUUUAUUUGUUGCGCACAUAUUAUUGUACAUUCUAUACGAAGAAAAAAAAAAAGAAUACUUCGAGACAAUAAAUAUAUAAAGAAAGAAAUAAAACGUUUAAAGGUUAA